Messenger RNA from Vicia villosa (hairy vetch), 438 nucleotides. RefSeq names its product glutathione S-transferase T3-like. Bases 1 to 438 code for a protein of 145 amino acids. NCBI's taxonomy places the organism in Eukaryota, Viridiplantae, Streptophyta, Magnoliopsida, Fabales, Fabaceae. The transcript is spliced from 2 exons. The record is from RefSeq and is a predicted model, not a curated record.
AUGGAUCCUAACCAUUUUCAUUAUCAACAAGCUAUGUUCAAUUUCAUGCAAAAUUAUCAAAAUCCUAAUCCUCAAAAUUCUCAAAUUCCACCGAUGCCACCAUUUUCUACUCAAGUUCCACCAUUUUCAACUCAAGUUCCACCAUUUUCUACUCAAGAUCCAAUUGUGGGAGUUGAUCAAAAGGCUGAGAGUUUUUGGGUAAGAGUCGCUGCCAAUUAUAACGAGUAUCGUGGGCAAUCGCGGGAAAAGUUAAAGGGACAAUUAAAAUGUCGAUGGCAUCGAAUAAAUAGCUUGGUUCAAAAAUUUGUUGGAUGUUACAAACAAGUUGUUAAUGGAAAGAAAAGUGGGAUAUCGGAGAACGAUAUCAUGGCCGCUGCAAAUGCAUUUUUUGCUCAGGAUCAAGGUACAACAUUCAAUCUUGAGUACGCAUGGCGAUAG